AUGGAUUGGCACAGCAGGUACAUGAAUGCGGUGGAACUGGAGGAGUAUGACAAGGAAAGUGAACCAAUUCUAGUUACACAGCAGACUAGAAAGGUACCGACUGACAAGGUGCUAGAAUUUCUCGACUUACUUUUGACCCACGAAGGUGGCGAGUGCUGGAUGAAACAGCUUGAUCCAGCCAACCAAACGCCGAAGAAGAAUGGCGGCGAUCCGAAUGCAACGACUAUGAGUGACAAGAACGUAGAUCAGUUUCAAAUGAUGAAAAAUCGUUUGGCAUCGGUGGCUACUCGACUUCUGAUUCAAAUGCCAGAACUGAAUGCGUCCGGGAAUUCCAAAGCGCCGCGUGUCUCCAAAGUGCGGGUUUUGCAGCUUCAGCUUGUGUGUCGAGUAUUGUGCUACGGAGCAUUAAACAAGAGGAGAAAAGAAAAAAAGCGUCUGAAAAAUGAGAUUCGGGGUCUGAUGGACCGUGUGGCGCUACUAUUAGAUGCUGCAAAUCCGCCGUCGUUGGCUGUCGAAGAUGGCGAUGAACGCUCACCUUUCCAGAAGUUUUUGCAGCAAGAAUUAGCUUCGAGGUUUCGAUUAUUAGUGCCCGAGCUCAUGCGCUAUUUACUGACAACAUACGAGCUUGAAGAUAAUAUGCUAAAGGAUGGUGAUGACAACGAUGCACUGAGUACACGAUCCACGAUGGCCGUUAAGCCACUUCAGGUCUUUACCGACCAAUUAAAAGGUGUCGAACCCGCUAAACAAAACAUAGUUGCUGCACUGCUCCAAGAACGAACUGCAAAGCGUGCUCGCUCAGAGGUUAGUGGGCUUUUUAAAGAAUUCCAGUUGCCUAGUCGUAUGCAGCAGAAACAGAUGCAAUCAGCUCAAACUUUGAAGCGAGUUUCCAAAAAUCAAGACAGUAGCUCGACCAGAAGUAGCAGCACAGACGAAAACAAGAGUACUGGUUAUAGUACUCGUAUGACGUUGAAUCAUGAGAUGCAUUCGAUUGCAGGCUCAAAAUUGAUGCAGAAGUUCAAGAACCGAGACUUUACAAAAUCAACAAAAACUGGUCAAAAGUUGCGUGAGUCAAUUCUGCAGCAUACUGCUGCUAGAUCCCGUGUAAAAAAGCCUUCGAAUCCACUAUUAGUGAAAGCCAUGCCAGAGCGCGCUUUGCAGCAAUCUGCAAUUAUCUCCUCGACAAAAUCUCCUGCACGAGAUUCGAUAGCAGAAAAGACUCAGCCACAGCCGAUGUACCGAGCGAAAGCCACUUCAUUGAUUGUCAUGCGAACACCCGAUAGACCAAAGCGAAUGGCAGUACGGGCGCUGAAAAGGGUAUUAGUCGAUGCGUCUCCUCCGCUCCGAAAGCCAAAAGGGAUUGGAUCUAAACCACAUCUUCUUCAGCCAAAUUCAACUCGGUCCAGUAGGAGAGCUCCAGCUCUUUUUAACUAA
Molecule: messenger RNA, 1431 nt
Organism: Plasmopara halstedii
Lineage: Eukaryota; Oomycota; Peronosporomycetes; Peronosporales; Peronosporaceae
Exons: 2
Coding region: 1-1431 (476 amino acids)
Source: RefSeq, a predicted model, not a curated record